CUGCCAGUUCACUCUUCCCUGCGAAAGCUCCGUCUCGCCUGAGCUGGUUUAUGGCGUCUGAUCAUUCCUGCCAUCUCCGUCGAAACGAGCUGCGCUUAGGAACGGAUCGGCCACAGUUCGUCGAAGCAGCGUAGUCCAUCCCGAAAUUCAAGGUCGCUAACCGUUCCCCCGCUGCAGCGUCGAGAGUCGCGUCGAGAGUCUCGCUGACCUCUGGAAGCCAGUCGUUGUCUCCAGUGUGCGGCUACGAGGCAGCGGAAGCUGACGUGGAGUUCUACGAAGGCGUGUAGGAAUAAAUGCGAGAACGGCCUGAAUUAUCACGACAUUGAUUCGUGAUCCCGUUUCCAGCACUAGGGAUGUUGGAUCAGGAACCUAUUUUUGAACCGCCUCAAAAAUCGACUCCUCAUGCUAGGGAUGUUGGUUCAGGAUUUAGGAACCGCCGGCGGCACUCGUAGGCGAAAGUCAUUGGCAAAUAGGCCAUCUUCCCGCAGGUCAGCCUAGCGGCUUCUCGAUAGAUCGGCACGACAUGAAGUACUAAUCGUUCGUACCACAGGAAGAGCACGCCUGAGAGCAAGGGGCAUUCUGCUCGCUCAAUUUAGGGCAACAAAGCUACAGGGACUCCAGUUCGUGCCAGGGCCGAGCGGCUGAGGAAGAAAUAGGCAAAGGGGACUUGGCGGUCAAUGGUUAGCCGGCAGUUGAUAGCCGUUGUAGGAAGGAUAUGGAUUAGAGAGCAAAGGUGAUUUUUGUUAGAAAUAGCAGGGAAGGAGUUUUAGGUGUAUCCGGGAGCAGGACGGUGGUGCAAGGAGGGUGGUGCAAGGAGGAACGUGCACAGCCAACUGCCAGGUAGGGGGAGGUGGGGACGGACGGAGGAGGAGGCGGAAGUGCGGAAGUUGGAGGAGAUUCUACAGCGGUAGUACGAAGUCAAAAUAAGUCAUUUUAAGUCAUUAUCGCCUGCGAAGCAGAGAGUGCGUUCGCGCAUACGAGUACCUGAGCGCGAGCACGAGAUCACCGCAAGUCUAGCCACAAGCCCCGCGAACAGAGUAGGGCCGCGAACAGAGUAGGGCCGCGAACAGAGUAGGAUCCGUAACACCCUAAGCAUGGCGGUGAAGCGGCACUUCCACCGGGUAGGAUCCGGGGGCGGCGGCGGCGUCGGGGGGGCAGGCGGAAUCGGGUUACCAUCCCGGAUGGUGAACGUGGUGCUGGUGGCGGGCGACUGCGUGUUCAUCGGCAUGCAGCCCAUCCUGGUGUACAUGAGCAAGGUGGACGGCAAGUUCCUCUUCAACCCCAUCUCCGUCAACUUCCUCUCCGAGCUCUUCAAGUUCACCUUCGCUAUAAUCAUCAUCUUCUUCCAGGCGCGCAGUGCCCGUGCCAGUGUCAAAGCCGCCUUCACCCCACGAGCUAUCUGGAAGGCAGCAAAGGCGAACGUGCUGCUAGCGGUGCCUGCGCUGCUCUACGCCAUGAACAACUACCUCAAAUUCGUCAUGCAGCUGUACUUCAAGCCCACGACUGUAAAAAUGCUGGGUAACCUCAAGAUUCUUGUGAUUGCUGUGCUGCUGACGGUGGUCAUGAAGAGGCGAUUCACUGUCAUGCAGUGCGAGGCCCUGUGCCUGCUGCUGAUCGGCAUCAGCAUCAACCAAAUACCGUGUGGCGGCAAUGCUGCUGCUGCCAUGCUCGACGUCUCGCCCCUCGCAUGGGUCUACACCUUCUUCUUCCUCACGAUACCUUCAACCGCGUCAGUGUAUAACGAGUACGCUCUCAAGAGUCAGUUCGACACCAGCGUACAUCUGCAGAACUUCUUCAUGUACUGCUGGGGCCUCCUCUUCAACUUCAUCUUCCUCUUCGGGAUCUUCAUUGCCCGAGGCGGCGACCUGGCGUCGCUGAACAUCCUGCACGGGCACUCACGGGCUACGGCGGUGCUCAUCGCCAACAAUGCCAUGCAGGGCAUCCUCUCCUCCUUCUUCUUCAAAUACGCCGACACGAUUCUGAAGAAGUACUCAUCCACCAUCGCGACCAUCUUCACGGGCAUUGCGUCCGCCGUGCUCUUCGGCCACACGCUCUCCAUCAACUUCGCCCUGGGGGUCUCCGUCGUGCUCAUCUCCAUGCACCAGUUCUUCUCCGCCAUGCCUCCCAAGGCCCCCCGGCCGCGCAAGGACAACGACAGCGAUGUGGAGGACUGGGAGGGGGGCGAAGCGCGUGGGGGGGGAGGGGCAGUGGGGGGCGCAGACCGGCACGUGGCAAUGAUUGUGAACGGGUUGCCGGCCUACCACUCCCUGUCGCCCAGAUCCAUGUUGGCGCGGGAGUCAUCACUAGUGGAGAUGGCAGCAGGAGCCAACGAAGAGGCGAAUCACAGGCACAGACUGACAGCCCAUGCCCUUCCUAUAUGAUGCCACAUCUAUGGUUGUUACUAUGCCAUGCCAUGCCUCCUCGUCUACACAUUUUCCUUUAACCUGGAUCUAGGCCCGUGGUGUACAACUCUUCACGUGCGUAUCUAAAGAAAUAAAAUUCUACCGUGUAG
Closterium sp. NIES-67 is the source of this 2512-nucleotide messenger RNA. NCBI's taxonomy places the organism in Eukaryota, Viridiplantae, Streptophyta, Zygnematophyceae, Desmidiales, Closteriaceae. The record is from the annotation of a GenBank genome assembly.